Anthostomella pinea is the source of this 2640-nucleotide messenger RNA. NCBI's taxonomy places the organism in Eukaryota, Fungi, Ascomycota, Sordariomycetes, Xylariales, Xylariaceae. The record is from the annotation of a GenBank genome assembly.
AUGAAUUCCCGAUCUACCUCCUACUCUGCCAGCCGCCCACACCUCACCCAACGAUCCUCUGUUAGCUCGAGAUUAUCCUUCGCCGUAUCGACCGCCGAACAGGGCGAGGGCGGCCAUGCGCCUGCGGAACAGCAGAUUGAGGAGGAGAUAGCCGAGAUCAAGAGAUACGAGGUAGGCUCCAGAUCCCAGACACAGUUAUCAUCUCGAGCCCAAGCUAAUGUGAUGUGUCUGCUGCUAGGACUUCACAACGAUAGGUAUGCGCGUCGAUGUCCCGGCCGAUCUACAGACGAAACAACUAAGACGUACCGAAUAGACUGGGUUCAGGAUGCAGAGCAGGAAUGGUUGCGCCGAAGAGCGAGACGGAGGAAGACCGCCGGUCGCUUCGACAAUGGCAAAGUCUCGUGGAGGUACAAGCUAUGGGAGUCCUACGACGCAGCGCAAGGAUGGAUUGUCGUGACCCUGAUAGGCGCCGCCAUCGGUCUGAACGCGGCCUUCCUCAAUAUCAUAACCGAAUGGCUUUCCGAUAUCAAGAUGGGCUACUGCACGACAGCGUUCUAUCUGAACGAGAACUUCUGCUGCUGGGGCGAAGAUAAUGGCUGCCCACACUGGCAUCGAUGGACGGGAUUCGAACCGGCCAACUAUGCGCUGUAUAUCAUGUUUGCAACCAUGUUUGCGCUCACAGCUGCCAUCCUGGUCAAGUCUUUUGCCCCGUAUGCUGCCGGCUCUGGCAUCUCCGAGAUCAAAGUCAUUAUCGCUGGCUUCGUCAUGAAGGGGUUUCUGGGUCUCCGAACCCUCGUCAUCAAGUCAGUCGCACUUCCACUCGCCAUCGCCUCUGGUCUCUCCGUCGGGAAGGAAGGCCCCAGCGUACACUAUGCUGUCUGCACGGGCAAUGUGAUAUCGAGGCAGUUUGCCAAAUAUAGGCAGAAUGCUUCGAAAACCCGCGAGAUUCUCAGUGCUUGCGCUGCGGCUGGUGUGGGCGUUGCUUUCGGCAGCCCCAUCGGCGGUGUUUUGUUCUCGUUGGAGGAGAUGUCGAGUUACUUUCCCCUGAAGACCAUGUGGCGAAGCUAUUUCUGUGCUCUCGUUGCUACCGCAGUCCUUGCGGCCAUGAACCCUUUCCGGACUGGGCAACUUGUCAUGUUCCAGGUCAAAUACGAUCGGUCGUGGCACUUUUUCGAAACUGUGCCAUACAUCAUCAUCGGCAUCUUUGGUGGCUUGUACGGCGCAUUCGUUAUCAAGUGGAACCUUCGAGCGCAAGCAUUUCGGAAGAAAUAUCUAACGAACUGGGCUGUUCUAGAGGCAACACUGCUGGCAGCUGGAACAGCUAUCAUCUGCUACCCCAAUGUGUUCUUGCGCAUCGACAUGACCGAGAGCAUGGAGAUUCUGUUCUUGGAAUGCGAAGGAACGGAGGACUACCACGGCCUGUGCGACGACGACAAGCGUUGGGGAAACAUCAUAUCCCUGGCCCUGGCAACCGUGAUUAGGGUCUUCCUGGUCAUUAUCUCAUAUGGCUGCAAGGUGCCAGCCGGAAUAUUUGUGCCGUCCAUGGCCAUUGGAGCAUCCUUCGGUCGAGCGGUCGGAAUCAUCAUGCAGGCCAUUCACCACGCUCAUCCGAACAGCGUAUUUUUCUCACAAUGUCUCCCAGAUGAACCGUGUAUUACCCCUGGAACCUACGCUUUCCUCGGAGCAGCAGCCGCGCUCAGUGGCAUCAUGCACAUUACAGUUUCAGUCGUUGUUAUCAUGUUCGAGCUCACCGGAGCUCUCACGUACAUCUUGCCGACUAUGAUCGUGGUCGGCGUCACCAAGGCUGUUUCAGAGCUAUUUGGUAAAGGCGGCAUCGCCGACCGCAUGAUCUGGUUCAGCGGCUUCCCCUUCCUCGACAACAAAGAAGAGCACAACUUUGGCGUACCCGUGUCUGCCGUGAUGACCAACGAUGUGGUUGCCAUACCCGUGAGCGGGAUGACGCUCGAAUCAAUAGAGGAUCUGCUGAGGCAGCCCAAGUAUCAGGGCUUCCCGAUCGUCGAGGAUAUCACGACGAGAAUCCUCGUCGGCUAUGUGGGAUGCACAGAACUGCGAUACGCGAUCGACCGCAUGCGGCGUGAUCAAAACAUCACAAUAAGUCCGCAAGCCAAAUGCACCUUCUCGCCCCCUGAACUCAGCGCUAUCACACCCAUCACGCCCAGGGUCACAAUCAGCAACAUGGACUACGGCACGUCAUCAGCCUCAAUCGAUUUCAGCCGGUACGUCGACGCGACGCCAGUUACCGUCCACCCUCGUCUGCCACUCGAGACAGUGAUGGACAUGUUCCGCAAGAUUGGCCCUCGCGUUAUCCUCAUCGAGCACCACGGCCGCCUCAGAGGCCUGGUGACGGUCAAGGACUGCCUCAAGUACCAGUUCAAGGUCGAGGCGGCCGAGAACCCUCGCGAGGACCACGACAUAGUCAAGGGCCACGAGAGGCUCUGGGGUGCCAUGAAGAUCGUGGCCGGCUGGGUCUCGGAGAAAGUAUCAAGCGCUAGUGGCGGUCGCAUUAGGCUUGCGAGUGCAAGCGAGGAAAGGGCUUCUCUUAUCAGGGGCGGGCAUGGCCAGAUUCUAGACGGUGAUGAGGAGAUUGGUGAUGAUGGUGUUGAACUAGAGAAUAGAUAG